This is a messenger RNA of Fusarium falciforme, 3630 nucleotides long. RefSeq names its product Zn(2)-C6 fungal-type domain-containing protein. Gene Ontology annotation, biological process: positive regulation of transcription by RNA polymerase II; aromatic amino acid catabolic process. The record is from RefSeq and is a predicted model, not a curated record. The transcript has 7 exons. The coding region runs from base 1 to 3630 and encodes 1209 amino acids. Gene Ontology annotation, cellular component: nucleus. Gene Ontology annotation, molecular function: DNA-binding transcription factor activity, RNA polymerase II-specific; dipeptidyl-peptidase activity. NCBI's taxonomy places the organism in Eukaryota, Fungi, Ascomycota, Sordariomycetes, Hypocreales, Nectriaceae.
AUGGAACUCGCCGCACCAGAGCACGUACCGCGUGUAGAAUCUGGGCCAAACCAGCAGCCAUGGCUCGGUGUUGACGCAGCACAAGGCGAGACACCAUACGAGCUUCGCUCCGACAAUCAACAAGCUCCCACACAAGCGCUUCAUCCCGCAGAUCCUCAUGACAGCCCGGUGACCUCAACGGAUGGCGCGGCGAGGUUGAACUCGAGGACAAGGAUCAUCUCGACCCAAGUCGAUAAUCCCGCCCAUGCUCUCGACCUCCUCACGUUUGCUACGAGCGAAGAGCAGCAUUCUGCAGGGUUUCCACCUCCAGAGCAAGGUGGCGCAGCAGAGAACUUGAGAGGGAGCAUCUCACAAGACAACGGGCGACCGGACGGCCUUCCCGAGCACGAUCUCCGAUGGCAUUAUUUCAAGUUUGUUCAACAACGACUCAUCGCGGUACACGAGGCUAUCGAGUUUAUCGAUUUCUUCUUCUCUUGCUUAUGGCCACUCAGGCCUGUGGUGCCGGCAUACUACAACGACCGAUCCAAGUACGUCCUGCUUGCGGUGGAGGAACCAGUGCUGCUAGAAGCAAUUAUCACAUUGGCUUCACGAUAUCAUGUCCUCAGCGGCAACCAUGGUCAGAUCAGGUCUGAACGGAUACACUGGGGGGCAUGGGGAUCCCUUCAGAAAUGCUUGCAGUCGGCAAUGUGGGGUUCGACCAAGACGAGGUCGUUGGGGACAAUCGCCUCUAUGUUACUGCUGAUCGACUGGCAUUCCAAGGCCAUAAACAAUCCGGGCGCCUUCUCUUCUGAAGAUGACAGCUUCGCGUGUGAUAUGCCGCCAGACAUGCCGGAAAUUGACUCCCAAGCAAGCCCAACCAGCUUGAAUAGCAAGCAGAGGCACGGCAUGACAACUCGUCUGGAGAACCUCGGUAUCACGUUUUCUGCCUACCGAAGCAACAAGAUGUCUUGGAUGCUCCUUGCCAACGCCAUCGCGCUGGCACGGGAAGGUUGCUACUUCGAGAUCGAGAGUCGGAGCCUCUUGGAUUCCAUCAACAACGACAAGACGGCCAACCGGGACUGGGCCCAUGUCAUCUGCGUCUUCAUCUACCUGGCCGAUGAACACUUGGCACUCCGGUUAGAUUUGGAGCCCUUGCUGCCCGAGUCGUCAAGGAAGAUUGUUGUUGACAGACUCUCCAAGAUGUUCACCCGAGCGCUGCCAGAGAAGGAACACUGGGAAAGCUACUUUGAACUAACAGAGGAGAUGCGAAAGGCUCGAGAAUAUCUACAUGAGAUCAAGCAGACGGCUUCAAGACCCUACAGCUAUGACUUGGUGCCUAUCCUUGAGUAUACGCAAAGGCGGUUGGAGCGCUGGAAACGCCAGUUUGAAAGACUUGAUCAAUCGUCUCUCCUGAGUGCAUGUCUGUCUAUAGAGUUCGGAUAUGCCGUGAUUUACAGUCUAUCCCCCGUGGGAUAUGUCACAGUCCCUGAGAACAUCAAGGCAACUUCGAACGUUCAGAGUCUUCGGCAUGAGACUAUACAAGCCGCUCGCAACCUAUUGUCCUUGGUGUCUGGUGCACUGGACUCAUCUGGUAUGCUGCAGUAUAUCCCAGUGCGUUGCUGGGUUUUCGCAAUGGCUGCUUCGUUGCAUUUGUUGAAGGAAACACUCCGUCACGAGCCCAAUGUCACAAAUCAAGACCCGGAUAUACAGCUACUCCGAAGAGCCGUUGACGCUCUGCGUCGCGGUGCUCCAGAUGAUGUCCAUACUGCAGGUCGAUACUCGCAAUUUAUUGGCAUUCUGCUGGAUGCAGUGCUGAGGUCAUCCGCAAACAGAGCCGAAUCUCAGGAAGAAGCCGCUGGUCCCGCGCAAGCCACGCCGAGGGAUGCUGAAAUUUCCGACUUGAUCCAUGUCAACGUGGCUUUUGACUUGCCUUUGAAUGAUGUGACGUGGUGGAAUGACGCAUGUACCACCGUCGUGGAGGGAUACACUCGGAUCAAGAAUGUCUACAUCAAACUCCGCGAUGGGGUCGAGCUAUGUGCCGACAUCUUCUUGCCACUUUCAGCGUCUGAGCAAGGCAGCAAGGUUCCUGUAAUCCUCAAUGUAGGCCCGUAUGGUAAGGACAUACCUGUCCUUGAAUUCGGCCUCCCAAAGACGGACAUGUAUGUCAACAUGUACAAGCUCAUCAAGCCGUUGGGACCCGAUGCUAGCUUUGAGCUGCUGGAUCCUAUUCUUUGGACAAAACAGUACGGGUAUGCCCUUGUGAGAGUGGACAGCCGUGGCAUUGGAGGUAGUCAGGGACGUCUUGAUCCCUUCGGAAUGGAACGUUCCAUCCAGCUCAAGGCCGAUGCCGAAGGCCAGGACCUGUACGAUGUGAUCGAAUGGGCUGGCGUACAGUCUUGGUGCUCCGGCAAGGUAGCGGUGAGCGGCAUCAGUUACUAUGGCAUGACGGGAUACUGGGCUGCCAUGCAGCAGCCUCCGCACCUAUCUGCCGUGGUCACCUACGAGUCCGCAGUCGACCUCUACCAGGCAGCCCGGAAAGGUGGGAUUCUCGGUGCUAAUUUCCAGAUUCACUGGUAUAACAACACCGUUAUUCCCCACCAAUCUGGCAGUGGCAUACUCUCCGCUGAGGAGCUAGCUGCGAACCGUGCUGAUUAUCCUGGUCUUGUCGCGAAGCACGAGCACCCAGACGGCGACUCGUGGCGCAUCCUUAAGGAGCUCCGGAAACUCUCUGAUAUCAAGGUCCCCAUCUAUAUCUCGGGCAACUGGACGGAUAGCGAGGUCCACUUGCCCGGCAAUAUCCGUGCCUAUAAUGGAGUCUCCUCCGAGCACAAGUGGCUAGAGAUGCAUACGGGUAAUCACCUGGCUUUCUACUACGACCCGGACCACAUGGCACGUCAAAGGAGCUUUUUAGACUACUUUCUGAAGGGAGACGAGAAAUCCGGUAUUCUCUCCAUGCCUCGCAUUCGACUCAUCACUCAUCACGGUGACCAAACCCUCUACCGCGAAGAAAAGGCAUUUCCGCCUCCUGAUGCCGAGGACGUCUCUCUCUACUUGAUGCCCUCUCAAACACUGAGCCUCACAGGACCGCCAACAGCUAGCAGGAAGAAAUUUGAGUACCCAGGCCUUACAGGUACGUUGACAUUCGAGCUCGAAUCUCCGUUCACCGAAUCCUUCGAGAUUCUCGGGACACCGUACGUUGAGCUCGAAGUUGCCACGGAAGCUGAGGACCAGGAUAUCUUCUUGACUCUACGUGCCCUCGACAACAAUGGCAAGCCAAUCACCCUUGAGGGAAACCACAGCGAGGUGAAUGAGCAUUUCGCCAAAGGGUACUGGCGACUCUCGCACCGCGACGAAGUCGACGCGGGUUUCAGAGAUCAGAAGGACAAGGUGCCCAGGCAGCCGGUUGUGCCUAGGUCGCCGGUCGAGAAGGGUAAAGUGUACAGUGUUACCAUCCCCUUCCUACCAGCUACAUUCCUGUUCGACCGGGGCCAGAAGCUGUCGCUGGAGAUUGGGGCACAGGACACACUCAGUACGAUCCCGCCUAUGCGACAUGAUGGUGGGGAUAGGGAGCCGGGGAGAUUUGGUGGGAAGAACAUAGUCUUUUCAAAUGGACGGCUGGUCCUCCCGAGAGUCAAGAGGGCUAUUCCGUGA